Aspergillus versicolor CBS 583.65 is the source of this 2725-nucleotide messenger RNA. RefSeq lists its product as uncharacterized. NCBI's taxonomy places the organism in Eukaryota, Fungi, Ascomycota, Eurotiomycetes, Eurotiales, Aspergillaceae. The record is from RefSeq and is a predicted model, not a curated record. Gene Ontology annotation, biological process: mitotic sister chromatid cohesion. The transcript is spliced from 2 exons. Gene Ontology annotation, cellular component: chromatin; nucleus. Bases 140 to 2725 code for a protein of 861 amino acids. Gene Ontology annotation, molecular function: protein-lysine-acetyltransferase activity.
AUGAUCUGAAGCAUCCACCCCGAGCACGCAAAAACAGGGAGAUGCCGUGGACUGUAACGAAUUCAUUCAAACGGUACGCUUUCUACUAAUUGCCCCUCGCACGCAAAAACACCCCUGACAGCUUUCCGACAGAGGUCUCAUGAUGAAAACAUACGGCCGGUCCUCAUGGCGCGUCUACGACGAUGACCAGCGGCCCGCGGCCAAAAAAAGACGCGUUUUGUCCGACAACGAGUCAGACGCGGCCGAGAAGAGCAUUGAGUAUGCCAUUCGCGAGUCUACAGCCAACGUGCGAUCGAGCCCAUCGCGCCGGAAUUCCCUUGCACUAUCGGACGGCUCUCAGGACACUGAACUGUCAACUCCCCCUUCCUCACCCCCGCCUCGAUUGUCACCCCCACCGCAGAACACGCGAAAACCUACCUUCUCCUUCCUCAAACGCAAGCACUCGACCACCAAGGAGGGGUCCAAUGGGACCCCUCUGUCGGAGGUGAAUUCCAACAGCGUGCGCGCGUCUGCUGAUCCCCCGAAGAAGAAAACAGCAAUACAAGCGCCUCAGCAACCGGCGUUGAAGCAGAUGCAACUUGACUUGGGCCACGAGGUACGGAAAACAUGCGCGACCUGUGGCAUGGAGUAUGUGCCCUCCAACACCGAAGACUCGUCUCUUCACAAGAAAUUCCACGACAUGAACUCUACAGGAGUGGAUCUAGGGAAAGCGUUUAUGAGGGCGAACGCGUCGCGAUGGGUCUACGAGGCGACUCGCUUUGAUGAGGGAUACGUGGUGAUAGUGGAUCGCAAGUCCUCCCCGACCGCGAAGAACCAGGCCAAGAAAGUCCUAGAGGUUAUCAGUAAAGAGCUGUCCUCGCCGGUGAUCGAGGACGAGGUCCUAUGGAGCCAGACGGAACCACCGAAACAUCUGCGCAAGAAUGGGGAGUCGGAGAGGGUCGACAGAUACAAGGUUUUCUUGCAUAUGAAGGAUAGUCGGUGUGUCGGAGCCUGUUUGACUGAGCGCAUCUGGGAAUCUCACGCAGUGGACAAGGCAUCUCUACAGGCAGAUGGCACCGACUCGGCCGUCACUGUUCGCGACGAGACUCGCUCUGCGAUCGUGGGGAUCUCGCGCAUUUGGACAUCAGGCUCGUCACGACGCAAAGGCAUUGCGAUGGACCUUUUGGAUUGCGUCGUAAGCAACUUUAUUUACGGGAUGGAAAUCCCCAAGGACCAGGUGGCCUUCAGCCAACCGACCAACAGCGGGAAAAACCUCGCCCAAGCAUUCUUCGGGGCCGAGAACGAAUGGCACGUUUACAAGGAAACGCAUCGACAUCAGCCUCACUCCUCUCCGUCCAUAACCUCUCCACCAAAUAUUCCGGAUUCAAUGUUUUUGGGCCAUCCGUUAAACCCCCCAGUUGCAACAGAUCAGACGAACCUCCAGUCGCGGAGUGCCAGCGCUAGUACCACUCCACCUCCGACAGUCAGUGCGCCAGAUCCCGACGAUUCAGUGACUUCGGAUGAUCAAUCAACUUCGGAUCCUUUCAGCCGGGAUGUCGAUGUAAGUGACUAUGAGGCCGAACGGGCCAAAACAUCUUCAGAAGCCCCAGCGACAGCUUCCUUUGAUGUUCAACAACGUCACCAAGGAACAACCCGCACCACUACACUGUCGAGUCAAUCGUCAACCGAAACUGGUCACUCUGGCGACCAAAACCCGAAGACUGAUAAUCGAGUACAUUGCGAAAACGGUGGAGAGUUGCGAGAAAGUAUGGUGAUUACCAGCUCAUUACCCUCGCGCCAGACGCCUGCUUCAAUGGUGGAAUCAGGCAGAGAUGGCACAGUUGAUGAGCCGCCACCAUAUACACACUCUAGAAGAUCGAGUCAACCGGUCUCAUUAGAACCAGGCAUAGAUCCAAACGCACUUGUGACUCGUUCUGGAAAUAGGGAUAGAGUGCCACCGCCUCCCCCGAAAAGUCAUCAUGGGAAAUUAAUUAGCCCUGAUCUGAGCAUAACUCCGCCAGCAUCGCAGACUGCUCCCGGAAAAGCUUCAAGCCGGGUCUCGUUUCACGGCACUUCUCCUGUACCAUUGGUUUCCCCCCCUCGAAUACCAAAAACAGCUCCAGAUUACUUCGGCACACCCUCAAGCCAAUCCACUGCGCCCACUGAUACUCUUCGGCGUAGCAAAUCCCAAUACAAACGACCCCCCACUCCACCGUUGAGUCGACGGCAUAGUCAGAUGCGGCGCUCCAAGUCAACUCUUUCAAAACCAAGCUCUUCCCAGCUGUCCGAGUCCCAUUCUGCGAUUGAGACUACUGCAUCGACGCCUUCGAGUCCGGGCUCUCGGUCACUAACUCCCUCAUUACGGAGUAGAGAUUCCAGAAGUGACCAGAUCAUUCUUGAUGACUCGAAGCCCAACUUCAUAUUGCAAUCGGAGAAUAUUACACCGUCUUCCAUGCAGCCUACGGAAGUAUCGCUAGGAACGCAGCCGAAUCCUCGAACUGCUUCCAAGCGAUCGUCACUCCUCAAUACUCUACCACCGCCUCCGCCUCCUCGCCGCACUCGCGGGAGCAACUACAGUAACGAUAACAAUCGCCCCGUCAGUCUGCGUUCAGAACAACGUGCAGAUGAGCCUGGGGACUUUGUCUCCCAUCCAUCAAACGCGACGGAUAUCCUGGCAGAUCUGUCGCGCUUGCAGAAAGAGGUAGAUGAUCUUCGCGGACAUUACGAGAACCGGCGGGCCCAGUAA